Gavia stellata (red-throated loon) is the source of this 1068-nucleotide messenger RNA. RefSeq names its product pleckstrin 2 (gene PLEK2). The coding region runs from base 1 to 1068 and encodes 355 amino acids. Gene Ontology annotation, cellular component: plasma membrane. The record is from RefSeq and is a predicted model, not a curated record. The transcript is spliced from 9 exons. Lineage: Eukaryota; Metazoa; Chordata; Aves; Gaviiformes; Gaviidae. Gene Ontology annotation, biological process: actin cytoskeleton organization; intracellular signal transduction.
AUGCAGGACGCAGCUGGAGUCCUGAAGGAGGGCUUCCUUGUCAAACGGGGACAUAUUGUUCGUAACUGGAAAGUGAGAUGGUUUGUUCUGCUUCAGGAUAAGCUGCUGUAUUACAAAAUUGAAGGAGGCAAGAAGGAGCCUUCUCCAAAGGGCAGGAUCCUUCUGGAUGGCUGCACUAUUACUUGUCCAUGCCUGGAAUAUGAGAACAGACCGCUACUCAUCAAACUAAAGACAAAAACCGAUACAGACUAUUUCCUUGAAUGUUGCUCCAGGGAGGAGCGAGACUCUUGGGCUUUGGACAUCACUGGAGCUAUUCAUGCUGGUCACCCAGUACAGGUGCAAGAGCUUCACAGAAUGAAGAACUCUUUCAAACUGCUAGAGAAUAUCAGCCUCCACCACAUAGUGGAGAGAAUGUGUGACAGCAGUACUGGAAUUAAGCUGACCCGCAACUUGGAGCAAGGCAACAGAUACAAGGAGACCUUCACAGGUUCUGCCCUGGUGGACUGGCUCAUCUCCAACAGCUUUGCUGUGUCACGGUUCGAGGCCGUCACCUUGGCAUCCAUGCUGAUGGAGGAGAACUUCAUCAAGCCCGUGGGAGCCCGCAGCACUGAGGCCACACGCUACAGCGACCUCUCUGAGCAGUUCCUCGACGACUCCACGGCACUGUACAUGUUUGCUGAAAGCAGUAAGAAAAAUAUCACUUCCAAGGAAGAGCUACAAUUUAACAUCUCUGAAUUAAGCGGCACAAUUGUGAAGCAAGGAUUCUUAGUGAAACAGGGGCACAAGAGGAAAAACUGGAAGGUGAGGAGAUUUGUUUUGAGAGCUGAACCUGCUUUUUUGCACUACUAUGACCCCACUAAGGAAGAAAACAGGCCAGUAGGUGGAUUUUCUCUUCGUGGCUGUCUUGUCUCAGCUCUGGAGGACAAUGGAGUCCCAGCAGGAGUGAAGGGCAAUGUGCAAGGGAACCUCUUCAAAAUCAUCACCAAAAAUGACGUUCAUUACUACAUCCAGGCCAGCUCCAAGGCAGAGCGAGCACAGUGGAUUGAAGCAAUCAAACCACUGACAUGA